UUUUGUUGUGGAGGGCGGACUGGCUUGGACUUCAGCAGUUGCGGCUCCUGGGAGCCACAACACAAGCGCAAUAGUUGUGGCGCAUGGGCUUAGUUGCUCUGCAGCAUAUGGGACCUUCCCAGAUCAGGGGUCGAACCCCAUGUCUCCUGCGUUGGCAGGAGGGUUCUUUACCACUCAGCCCCCAGGGAAGCCCUAAAUAUGUUUUGUAUAAAACUCCCAUUACUGGUAAGUGGCAUCCUUGUUGGGUGUUUGCAUAACUGAUGUUAGUUUGGAUGGAGUCUUAAAUAUUUGAGUAUUUAAGCAAAUUGUUUGGUGGUUAUUUUGGCCCAUGGUAAAAUGCCUUCCAGGACAGUCUUAAGCCUGGUAUCAGUAAUUUCUAAAACUUUCUUGGUCCAAGUCUAAUUUGUGCAUUUUAGAACUUAGUUGCUAAACAUCCCUGAUAACUGAGACUAUCAGAUGUACAACAAAAAGGCUUAGUUGCAGUGUAUUUUUAGAUGAGUCACAGGGUAUAUAAAGAAUUCCUCAGUGUUCUUUGGAGUCUUUUAUAUUUAUCCUACAUUCAUGUUUGUGUGAUGCAUGAAAAAAAACAAAAACAUUUGCCAGAGCCAGUUCAGUCCAAGGCAUGAGCCAAGGCCAGUUCGCGCCAGCUCCCUGUAUCCUGUCAGCAUGAAGCAUGGCUCAUGGCCUCUGGCCAAAGUGUUUAACAUUAUCACUUCUCUCACGUGGGCUUCCCAGGUAGUGCGAGUGGUUAAGAAUCCACCUGCCAAUGCGGGAGACGCAAAAGACACGGGUUCGAUCCCAGGGUCUGGAAGACCCCCCUGGAGGAGGAAAUGGCAACCCACUCCAGUAUUCUUGCCUGGAAAAUUCCAUGGGCAGAGGAGCCUGGCAGGCUACAGUCCACAGCACCGCCAAGAGUUGGACACGACAGAGCACACAUUAUUGUCUGGCGCAGGAAGGGGAAGACGUGGAGCCGGCAUCUGCUGCACAUGUCCUAAAGGUGGGCCAGCCAUGAGAGGGUACCUUGUGGCCAUCUUGCUGAGUGCCGUCUUCCUGUAUUAUGUGCUGCAUUGUAUAUUGUGGAGAACAAAUGACUACGGGGUGACACCUAUGGACAUGAAGCAAAGGAGUAAGAUCCAGCCUUGUUCAUCAAAGCCAGCUUUUGCCUCUCUCCUGAGGUAUCAUCAGUUUCACCCUUUUCUGUGUGCAGCUGAUUUUAAAAAUACUGUUUCCUUCUACGGUAGCGAUAAGUUUGAUUUGCCCUAUGGGAUAAGAGCAUCAGCCACAUACUUUCGACUUGCUCUUUCGAAACUGCAGAAUUGUGGUCUCUUUGAUGAGUUUGACAAUGUGCCGUGUAAGAAGUGUGUGGUGGUUGGUAAUGGAGGAAUAUUGAAGAAUAAGACAUUAGGAGAAAAAAUUGACUCAUAUGAUAUAAUAAUAAGAAUGAAUAAUGGUCCUGUUUUAGGACAUGAAGAGGAAGUUGGAAGAAGGACUACCUUCCGACUUUUUUAUCCAGAAUCUGUUUUUUCAGAUCCUGAUCACAAUGACCCUAAUACUACGGUGAUUCUCACUGCUUUUAAGCCUCUUGAUUUAAAGUGGCUGUGGGAAUUGUUGACAGGUGGCAAAAUAAACCCUAAUGGUUUUUGGAAGGAACCAGCUUUAAAUCUGAUUUAUAAACCUUAUCAAAUCAGAAUAUUAGAUCCUUACAUCACCAGAAUGGCAGCUUAUGAACUGCUUCAUUUCCCGAAAGUGUUUCCCAAAAAUGAGAAACCCAAACACCCAACCACAGGCAUUAUUGCCAUUACCUUGGCAUUUCACAUAUGUCAUGAAGUUCAUCUUGCUGGCUUUAAGUACAACUUUUCUGACCUCAAGAGUCCUUUGCACUACUAUGGGAAUGCCACCAUGUCUUUGAUGAGUGAGAAUGAAUAUCACAAUGUCACUGCGGAGCAGCUCUUUCUGAAGGACAUUAUAGAAAAAAACUUUGUAACCGACUUGACCCAACAGUAACCCUACAGACUCAGAAGAUAAUGCUAACAGUAUUUUUAUUUUUAUACUGCAAUUUUUAGUUUAUUUUUAAAUAUGUUGGAUGUACUUGUCAAGAAAUUAUGUGUAUUAAGUCUCUUGCUGCCUGGUGAUUCAUAACCACCAGCUUAAUUUCUGUGAAUAUAUUUAAUUUAUGGAAACCAAGACAUUAAGAUAUCAGGGAAAGUGAACUUUUCAUUGCGUUGUUUAAAAAUAAGCUAGUUUUCUGAGGUGUUUUUAACUAUAGUUAGUUCAUCUUAGACUUCUGAAGGGCUGUGACUUCCUAGUAAGUAAGGGGGUUUAAGCUUACUACGACAAAUUUUGAAUGUAACAGGACAUGUUGAGAGGUUCAUCUGGCUACUGUAAACUGUUAGGAACUGGUGUGCGGCAGUUCCUUGAUGUAGUGUACUGGACCCACUUCAGGUGUAUAACUCUAGUUCCUUUUAGUUAUACCCGAGGAGCCGGACUGGAAUCUUAAACCAGACCUGAGGCAUGCUUGGUUAUGGAAAUCUAAGAUCAUACUGACUGAAUUAAGCAUUUUUCUCCUGCAGUUAAGUAAACCAUGAUUAUGAUCAGUAGUUUGGUAGAAUGAAGAUUUUUUUUUUUUUUCCCCAAGUCAAAAGAAACAGGAUAAACAUGAAACUCUGGAUAAGUAAAUAACCAAAGACUGCAAUUCUUCAAGUCUGGUGACUUCAUUAUUUUAAAGAAAUAAAGUUUAAAGAAGCUGAAGUAGGCAAGCUCAAGAAGAAAACUUUUAAGCGGUAUUUUUUGCCUGGCUUAUUAAUUCAUUACGUUUUCGAAGCUUAUUUGAAGUAAAGUAAAAAAGACAAGACAAGAAACAAAGAAGACAAGAAUGAGUAAACCUUUAAGAGUCGAGCUGUUUCUGGAUUUCAGUGGCACUUUCAUGACAAGACCAGCUGUCCACAUGAGUCAGUCACAUCUUCAAAUGGAAAGCUUGCCUAGGGUGCGCCAGAAAAGACUUGUGGGAUGCAGACAAGCCAGGUGGACUAAAGUGUGCCAAAAAAGAAGAGGAGGCGAGGAGGAGAAGAAACUAGUUACAAGUUGGAUUACAUGAGAACUGAUGCCACAGUUGACCUAAAAAUAUCCAACUCUUAGAUAUUACAGUUUAGGGAUUUCAAGUUCAGAACCAAAAGGCAUAGCCAGUAGGUAAUUUUUUUUUUUUUUUUAAUAAAUAGAAUUUCACUGA
Molecule: messenger RNA, 3226 nt
Organism: Dama dama (fallow deer)
Lineage: Eukaryota; Metazoa; Chordata; Mammalia; Artiodactyla; Cervidae
Gene: ST3GAL6
Product: ST3 beta-galactoside alpha-2,3-sialyltransferase 6
Exons: 11
Coding region: 577-2004 (475 amino acids)
Biological process (GO): glycolipid biosynthetic process
Molecular function (GO): beta-galactoside alpha-2,3-sialyltransferase activity
Source: RefSeq, a predicted model, not a curated record